GUGGGAACAUCUUAUCGAGACUGGAGUCGGCUACCAAUCGUCCAUCCACAACAACAACGUGUCGCGUAAUUAUUUUCCCCUCUUGUUUAUAAAAUUCAGCGCAUUAAAUUGUAAAUACACUGCAAACUUUUGCCAAACAACAACAAAAGUACUCGGCUUGCGUUGGAAAAGCGCAACAACAGCAACACGAAUUUCAGCAACGAACGGGAAAAUCAUUUAUCGAACGGGCAGUGAAGAGUUAUUAAUUAGGCGAAAACACCAAUUGAAGUACAAAGCGAACCCCCAAAAAACCCCAGCCAGCUAUCCAUUAAGUGCAAAAUUUGCAAAAUUCUCACUAGACAUAACGAAUAAAAGCACGGCGGCUACACUCGCAGAAACAGAAAAGUAUUACGGCGGAAGGAGUGAAAAAUCGAGGGGAACGGACCCACUACCGCUACAAUGGCUGCCAAUAACUUGCGACAAAUACCGCUUACCUGCAGUGGACAUACGCGGCCAGUAGUUCACCUGGAUUUCAGCGACAUCUGCGACAGCGGCUACUUUCUCAUCUCGGCCUGCAAAGAUGGCAGCCCGAUGCUGCGGCACGGCGACACCGGGGAUUGGGUGGGCACCUUCGAGGGACACAAGGGCGCCGUGUGGAACGCCACCCUCAAUAGGAACGCCACUUUGGCCGCCUCCGGAGCGGCGGACUUUACCGGAAAAGUGUGGAACGCGGUGAGCGGUGCCGAGAUCCAUAGCUUCCAGCACAAGCACAUCGUCAAGAGCGUGGCCUUCGACAUGGAUUCCGAGAACAUAGUGACCGGCAGCAACGAGAAGCUGGUGAGGGUGUUCAACCUGGAGCAGCCGGAGGCACAACCAGAGGAGUACGCCGGCCACACGGGGGCCAUCAAGCGGGCACUGUUCUGCCGCGGCGAUAAGUGCAUCAUAUCGGCGGCCGAGGACAAGACCGUCCGCCUGUGGGACCGCAUGACGGGCAUCGAGGUGCAGCGCCUGCAGUUCAACAGCAACCCAAACAGCCUGGAGAUCUCCAGCGACAAUCACAUCCUGACCAUAUCGCAUGGCAACUCGAUUAGUUUCUGGGAGAUCGACACGCUGAAGAAGCUGAAGGAGGUGAAAGUGCCGACGAACGUGGCGUCGGCCAGUUUGCAUCCGGAUAAACAUGUCUUCGUUUGUGGCGGCGAGGACUUCAAGAUGUACAAAUUCGAUUAUAUCACAGGAAACGAAAUUGAAUCCUUCAAGGGCCACUUUGGACCCGUGCAUAGCGUGAAAUUCAGCCCGGAUGGUGAGCUCUACGCCAGCGGCUCCGAGGAUGGCACUCUCCGGCUGUGGCAGACCACCGUGGGCAAGACCUACGGCCUCUGGAAGUGCACGGAGCCCUCGGAUCUGGGCAAUUCUCUCAGCUCGCCGCGCGAGGUGCAGGCGAACUGAUGUUGGCGCAGCAGGAGUCGCUGCUACACAGCCCACGCUGCACCGGCGACCAGCAACGCAAGGGCACGUGAUCCGGAGCAACGGCUGAGAUCCGAUUAUCAAAAGAACAACUCGUAAUGUGGGCUACAAUAACGAUUUUUCAUAUUCCAACGCUGAACUCUCUCAUUGGCAUUAAAUGAUAAUCACACACAAAACUACAUUGUGAAAUGCAAUAGAAAUAAAUAACUUAAGUGUCGCAUUUGUGACGUGAAUGGA
This is a messenger RNA of Drosophila elegans, 1680 nucleotides long. RefSeq names its product serine-threonine kinase receptor-associated protein (gene wmd). The transcript is spliced from 3 exons. Bases 439 to 1425 code for a protein of 328 amino acids. Gene Ontology annotation, molecular function: RNA binding; protein binding. Lineage: Eukaryota; Metazoa; Arthropoda; Insecta; Diptera; Drosophilidae. The record is from RefSeq and is a predicted model, not a curated record. Gene Ontology annotation, cellular component: SMN complex. Gene Ontology annotation, biological process: spliceosomal snRNP assembly.